CAGCUUCUGAGACCUAACAUAUAUUUUUCCCCAAAAGUUUAUUCCUUCUGAAGUGUGUGCAGAAACCCUGGUGACUACACUGUGGUCUCAUCCCCCAUCCUGUGAAUCUGCUCUCUCAGGUGAGUGGUUUGGGGCCUGGCAAACCUAUCACAUGCUACACUUGCUUUCUUUCAGAGAUCUGAAGCUGGACAAUGUGCUGUUGGACCACGAGGGUCACUGUAAACUGGCGGACUUUGGAAUGUGCAAAGAGGGUAUUUGUAAUGGAGUCACCACAGCCACCUUCUGUGGCACACCUGACUACAUUGCUCCAGAGAUCCUCCAGGAGAUGCUAUAUGGGCCAGCAGUCGAUUGGUGGGCCAUGGGCGUGCUGCUCUACGAGAUGCUGUGUGGUCACGCGCCCUUCGAGGCUGAAAAUGAAGAUGACCUCUUUGAGGCCAUACUGAAUGAUGAAGUGAUCUACCCUACCUGGCUCCAUGAAGAUGCCACAGGGAUCCUCAAAUCUUUCAUGACCAAGAACCCCAGCAUGCGCCUGGGCAGCCUGACUCAGGGAGGUGAGCAUGCUAUCUUGAGACAUCCUUUCUUUAAAGAAAUCGACUGGGCCCAACUGAACCAUCGCCAGAUAGAACCACCUUUCCGACCCAGAAUCAAAUCUCGAGAAGAUGUCAGUAAUUUUGACCCUGACUUCAUAAAAGAAGAGCCAGUUUUAACUCCAAUUGAUGAGGGACAUCUUCCUAUGAUUAACCAGGAUGAGUUUAGAAACUUUUCUUAUGUGUCUCCAGAAUUGCAACCAUAGCCUUAUGGGGAAAGAGAGCUGGUAUGAGAAUCAAAAGGGAAUAGAGACUUUCCAGGAAUUUCCUUUGUGGGAACUCCCCAGCAUCCGCCUUAGAACACCAACUUUACCUUCAAAACAAAUGUUCACAACUCUGUGAAGGAUGGAGCUUCAAGAGAUCAACUAUUUCAAGUCCCAAGGGAGCUGUAGUUCUGGGACUAGUUGAUAAUGAAAUGAGAUUUUAUGAAGACAUAGAUGUUCAAUCUAUGAGUUUCCAUGGCUAUUUCAGACCUGGGAUAUUAACAGGAGCCAAAAAGAGAGAAGGCAUGAAGAAUAAAGUAGGUCCUAGAAGUUCUGAGCCAAACAGGCCUUUUACUGUAAGAGACAAAUCAAGACUUUCUGUGGACUACUUUGUGUUCUUUAAGUCAAUGAACCCCUAAAACCACAGUCUGCAAGAAGACUCUAAAUGCUAAUGAAGAAUUUAAAGGUUUUUCUAAGGAAAUGAAUAGAUUUCCAAGUAAUGAUUUACACUGAAGAAACAAACAAACAAAAAUGGUGUACCUAAUUAAGUCCCCAACUUAAAGCCCAGUGUGAAAACAGAUACUGGGCACCAAGACAAUGGCCACAACAGGUUCUCUCACCCUUACUUUGAUUAGCUAGAUAUUUAUUGAAAGUCCAUUGAGUGUCCAUAAGGUGUCAUUAUGCCCAGUAUCGUAAACAGUAGUUACCUUCAUAAAGCUUUCAUUCAUUCUGGGUUCCACUAAUUUACCUGAAUGGUGUUUGCAUUCUGUGACAUGCCUUUCCACAUUGCCUCUGCCACAGUUCUUUGUCUACACAUACUUUCUUUUUCACAGAAGGGUCACCGCCACAACACAGACAAACAGGCAAGCUUCCAGUGCAUGCUGCCCGCUGACCUGUGGAAUCUGAUUAUGGCUCCGGACUCAUCAGUGAGGAACUGCACGCCACUCGUAUCCAUGACCAGAUGUACAGCUUCUCCAUUAGCAGUUUAUUUAAGUUAUGUUUGCAGAGACAGUUUGUUUGAUAUACACUUUAAUAAUUAGAAGUGGAUCUUGUAAAGAGGGCUAGAGAAAAGACGGACCUUAUAAUGUGUAACCACAUAUGCAACUGGAGAAUUUUAUCUGGCUGGAAAUAAAUGCAUUUUGUAACAAAAGGAACUUUUCUGUUCGGAAGGAUUUGUUCUCUCUUCACUAGGAGAGUUGAUUUCCAAUCAGAAUUAAAAGCCUUUGAGGACUGGGGCAAGGCUCAAGUGGUAGAGUGCUUGUCCACCAAGUACGAGGCCCUUUGUUCAAUCUCCAGUACCACCAAAAGUAAUUAAUUAAUUAAAAUAAAAGCUUUGAGCAGAAUGGAUCGAGCUCUUGACUGAAGGGACACUCCUGAGAGGAGAGUUUGACAUUAGCUUCUCGUAUCCCAAAAGUGGAUAUGGCCUGUCUCUUACUGAU
This is a messenger RNA of Castor canadensis (American beaver), 2229 nucleotides long. Lineage: Eukaryota; Metazoa; Chordata; Mammalia; Rodentia; Castoridae. The record is from RefSeq and is a predicted model, not a curated record.